Bombus pascuorum is the source of this 3734-nucleotide messenger RNA. Its product is annotated as eukaryotic translation initiation factor 5B. The coding region runs from base 148 to 2892 and encodes 914 amino acids. The record is from RefSeq and is a predicted model, not a curated record. Lineage: Eukaryota; Metazoa; Arthropoda; Insecta; Hymenoptera; Apidae. The transcript is spliced from 10 exons. Gene Ontology annotation, molecular function: GTP binding.
GCUGUGGGGUGAGAAGUAGAGGGGCGACUUCGGGGUUUGGCGGUAGUGACAAUGCCAGUUCCUCGCGGGCGAGUUGGAGUCGAAGGCGACUAUCGAGUGAGACGAGCUGCCAGCCCUGGCUCAUCGUGUAGUGCCUAGUGAAACGAGAUGACGGGCUCGCGGCUGAGACCCGCGUACUUCGUGGGCCUCUUGCUGGCCUUUCUAGCCGUCGCCUUACAGGGAGUGCAAAGCGAAGAAGAGCUAGAAGUGCCGCCAGAGGAUCUGUGUCGACCAUAUAUAGAGAAGGCAUUAAAGGAUCUCGGUACAGGAUCUUUGGAGCAGACCAGUGCCGAGGCCGGGACCGACGUCGAUAAAGAGAGUCAAGAAGAUGAAGCAAAACCUGCGAGCGAAGAAGAAGGUAAGCCUUCAAAUGAAGAUGUGGCAGCAGAAGAAGAUAAACAAGAAUCGGUAGAAGAAACUGGAGGCGCAGAAAGUGGCGAACAAGAUGUGCAAAGUACUGAAGCUGGAGAAGAACCUGGAGAAAGCGCCGAAGCAGGUGAAGCAGAAGAAGGUGAAAGUGAGCAACCAGAUGAAAAGUCUGGAGAAGUAGUCAAAGAAACCGAGGAGGAUAAGGAGGAAUCUGUGGAGCAAGCGGAGGAGGGUGGUGCAGAUUCUACUCAGGAAGGAACUGAAGAGGAUAAGGAUGUAAAAUCUGGUGAAGAGGAAAAAUCGGAGGAGGCAGCACAAGUGGAAAAGUCUGAGGAAGAAGGACCAGCGGAUGCUGGAAAAUCAGAAGAAGAAAUACAACGGGAUGCUGAAAUCGAUGUAGACGAAGGAAAAUCCGAGGAAAAAUCGCAGGCUGACGAUGGAAAAUCCGACGAAGUACAAGCCGAAGGAGAAUCGGCUGAAGAAGCGAAAACCGACGAGGAGAAAUCCGACGAAGAAGCUAAGACCGAGGAGGUGAAGUCUGACGAAGAGAAAACCGAAGACGAGACGACCGAUUCGAAGGCGGAAGAGACAGAGGAAGCAGUUUCUAAAGAAGAAGCUGAAAAAGACCAAGAUAGCAAAACUGAAGAGGAAGGUCAAUCAGCGGAGCAGCAAGUAAGCGGAGAAGAAGCGAAGGAAGAGAGUAAAGAAGGUGAAGGUGAAGGUGAAAGUACAGAAGGCCAAACAGAAGAGGAAGCAAAACAGAGCGCAGAAGCUGAAGAAGGUAAGUCUGAAGAAGAAACCGCAAAAUCAGUUGAAGAUGAAACUGUAAAAUCAGUGGAAGAAGAAACUGCAAAAUCAAUGGAAGAAGAAGAAGAAGAAGCGGAGAAGUCGACAGAGAAAGGAACUGAAGAAGAAGCUAAAUCGGCAGAGGAAGAAACUGAUAAACCGAAGUCUCGUGCUAGGAGAGAAAUUGGCGGAAAGGAAGGCGAAGAAGAAGGCGAAGGAGAAGGCGAAGAAGGCGAAGGAGAUGGUGAAGGCUCGAAGGAACCAGGAGAAAGCGAAGAAGAACCUACCCCAGAGGAAGAUUUGAUUCGAGAGAUAGUGGUACCGGAGAAUUUACGACCACGUGAUCAUAUUAAUCAAUUGUUAAAACUGGAUGAAGAAAAUGAAGAGAAAGAACGAGCAAUACAGAAACACGCGGAUGUUAUACUAAAGGAACUAAAGAGGGUUUAUGACAAUGCCAUUCAACCAUUGGAGUCUUUGUAUAAAUAUAGAGACUUGAGCAAUAGACAUUUUGGUGAUCCAGAAAUAUUUUCGAAGCCAUUAGUCCUCUUCAUGGGUCCGUGGAGCGGUGGGAAAUCUUCCAUCAUAAACUAUUUGCUCGAUAUCGAGUAUAGCCAGACAUCGUUAAGAACAGGUGGUUUGAGAGAGUGCUUUGAGGAGCAAUGCAAAACGCCAAAUGGAAAUGACACAGGAGCCGAGCCAUCUCCGGCCUACUUCAAUAUUAUUAUGCACGGAGAGGAAGAGGAGAUCCUCGAUGGCACACAGUUAGCCGCCGACUGGACUUUCUCCGGAUUACAAAAAUUCGGCCAAGGAUUGCUCGAUCGUCUUAAGGGUUUACGACUUGACAAUAAAUUGCUAGAAAAAGUCAAUAUCGUCGAGAUACCAGGAAUUUUAGAAAUUCGAAAACAAGUCCAACGUUUGUUCCCGUUUAACGAUGCGUGUCAAUGGUUCAUUGACCGCGCAGACAUAAUAUUUCUAGUAUACGAUCCAUCCAAGUUAGACGUUGGGCCAGAAACAGAGGCUAUCCUUGAUCAAUUGAAAGGAAGGGAACAUCAGACACGCAUCAUUCUCAACAAAGCUGAUCAAGUAAAACCAGAAGAAUUGAUGAGAGUGCAAGGUGCUCUGAUUUGGAAUAUAUCCCCGCUGAUGUCCAGCGCUGAGCCACCGAUAAUGUACUCCACAUCAUUGUGGUCGUUACCAUACGAAGCUGGUGCACCUACCAGAUUAUUGUAUGCUCAGGAACGUGCAUUCCUACGUGACUUACGUACUGCCAUCGAUAAACGGGUCGAGCAUAAGAUAGCGAGCGCCAGAAGAUUCGCUGUACGAGUGCGCAAUCAUGCUAAAAUGGUAGACUGCUACCUAACCACGUACUAUAAUCACAAGACAUUCUUUGGAAACAAAAAAGAGAUCAGUGACAAGAUUACCGAUAAUCCACAAGAUUAUCAUAUCUACGAGGGCUUAAGUACUUUGAAGAAUAUAUCACGCUAUGACUUGCCUGAUCCAGACGUUUAUCGAGACUUCUUCCGAUUAAAUCCUCUUUACGAUUUCCCUCUACUAAGCUCUACGUGCACGUACUUCCGUGGAUGUCCGAUCAAUAGACUUGAUGUUGCCAUUGCUUACGAUUUGCCAGAGCUCGUAGGCAAAUACAAGAAAUCAGUAGAGCAAGUCAUACACGAGUAUGAAACAAGUCCUUCUAGUUGAGUGUAAUCCUACAUUCUCAGACAAAGCUCUUGAUGCCACAUGAGGUAUGAGGUGAGAGCAAAUCGUACAAAACAAAUAAGAGAAAGAGUGAAAGGAAACGAACAUUGGUGUGAGUUCAUUACUUGAAGCAGUACAGAGAAGUUUCUUUCCUGAAAUAACAAAAACCUAGGUUUGGAUCGCCUUCAGAUAAAAGUCCAACUGGAUCAAACACGAAGAGAAGAGAAUGCAAGACCUAAACAGAAUUCUCCUGGAACAUUAUUUUGCGCGAUAAUAUUAAAUAGUUCAUUUAAGGAUGAGAAGACAUACUGUGAAGUAUGAAAAUGUACUGUUGGUUUUGUAGGUAAAUAAUAUGGAUACUAAUGACACAAUAAGGAAGAUAAUACGGUUGGUUAAUGAUAUGCUUAACAUAUAUUUAAGUGUAUUAGUGGAUUGGAAUGAAUGGAAGAUUUCAAACCUGUGUUUGGAAAAUAGGACGAGUGUUACCAUUCCAAUCUAAGAAAAGAAUAGUGUGUUUCCUUUGAAUGUGUUUCAAUACAGCUUUGAUUACACAGUUAUGGAAAACAUAUCACAACAAUGGUGGGUCCUAUUGUCUAACACACAAAUAUAGAAGUUGGAAAUACAGUGAAAUCGCGCGAUAGACUUUUUUGGAACUUAGUGUAAUGAUUGUGCUAAUUGUAGCACAACACUGUGACACUUUCAGUCAUCAGAACAACAUACGAUGAAAGCAGUUACAUAUUAUAAGUAUGUAAAAUAAAAUAAAUAAAAAUAUUUCCAUUAAGAAAGAGAUAAGAAUGAUCUCUUUUUGAAGCUACAAAUCGUGUUCUUAUUAAAAGUUAUAAAUA